CCGUCCAAAGCGACCAAGAGCGGAAGAAGCUCCGCCAUCGGAAACAACGGAGGGAAACCCUGGCUUCUGAUUGGCUAGGAGGGACGCCUCGGAAGGAGAAAAAUUCUUUGUUGCUGCGAAGUGACCAAUCAGGGAGCCGCUCGUUGUUCGUCGACGUUCUAAAGUGGGAGGCGCGUCCUUUGAUGUCUAUGGCCGCGGGAGUCGCCGCGAUGGUGCUCGGAAACCCGCUCGGACCUUGGGAUUUUGGCAGUACCGCAGACAUCAUCAGAACAAUACCACAGGAUCUGUUUGCAGAGCUAUGUGAGCAAAUCAUUCGGAAUCUUCAGUGUCAGAUCCCAGCUGUGAACACAGUGGAACUAUGUCAGAGAUUUCAAGCAGCUGGGAUUGAAAUAGUCGCUAGUGAUCUGGAAAAGGUUGUUAAUGCCAUUUCCUUUGUAUUCAGCACAGCAGCAAAAGAUAAACUCUCGCCAGAAGACCUGUCUUCCAGGCUAGGCGGUGCAGCUGGCACUCUGCCGAAACAAGCUGUCCAGGUUCUUCGUCACGUCUGGAACGAACAGGGCAGCUCAAUCGCAGUGUCAGAAGAUGCUAAAAAUGUAGCAGUUGUUGGACGGCUUAUUGAUUUUCAGUGGAAGCUGGGGAUGGCAGUGAGCUCCGACAGCUGCAAAUCUUUGAAGUCUCCUUAUGUCACGAUGGCAGUAAAAGUGGCAGAUGCUUCAGGCCACAUCACAAGCAAAACAUUUGAAAUGACGGUCCCACAAUUUCAGAACUUCUACAAUCAGUUCAAGGAAAUGGCAGCCGUCCUUGAGACAGUUUGAGCAUCUGCUUCGCAGUUGUUUGAACCGAACGAGCUGUUCCUGUUUGCCUUAAAACAUUGUGGUUUUUGCUAAGGGAAGGUGUCGUUUCAAUUUCCUACGCAACUUUGCCCAUCUGCUGGACUGUUCAUGUUCAAAAGCCUGUAAAAUGUCUUCUUAUAUACUGAAAUGCCACACAUAAGUAGAAGGAUGUGCUGCUUAAGAGCAAAUGUAGUGGGCAUAUGAUUUCCACCAGAAGAACCCAGAAAAGUGGAUUCUGCAGGAGAAGUUCCCUGAGUGCUGUUAGCCACAAUUAUAAAGCUUGUGGUUUCUGUUAAUUUUUAGCUCUAUCAUACUGAUUAGCCUGUUACCCAUGAAACUUGACGUGCCACAUACUUUAGGAACCAAAAAUGCUAUUGUUUUCUAUUAAAUCUAAUGGUGGGAAA
Lacerta agilis (Sand lizard) is the source of this 1237-nucleotide messenger RNA. RefSeq names its product COMM domain containing 6 (gene COMMD6). Gene Ontology annotation, molecular function: NF-kappaB binding. The coding region runs from base 183 to 815 and encodes 210 amino acids. The transcript has 7 exons. The record is from RefSeq and is a predicted model, not a curated record. Lineage: Eukaryota; Metazoa; Chordata; Lepidosauria; Squamata; Lacertidae.